Molecule: messenger RNA, 1403 nt
Organism: Cantharellus anzutake
Lineage: Eukaryota; Fungi; Basidiomycota; Agaricomycetes; Cantharellales; Hydnaceae
Exons: 5
Coding region: 40-1077 (345 amino acids)
Biological process (GO): cell surface receptor signaling pathway
Source: RefSeq, a predicted model, not a curated record
CAGUUCUGCCGCCGAACGUCUCCUAGCUACACUCACACGAUGUCCGAAAGGCCCUCAGCCCCCAGAUUUCUCUCUCAGUUUACUAGGUCGCAACGCCCUUCUGAGCCUCUUGAUGAUCAGCCGCGGACUUCCAUCUCUCCUGCUUCCAGCAUCCGGAUCACUGUUUCCGCGACUGCAAGCGAUGUAUCGGCUCACAGAGAUCACCAUGGUAAUUCUGCAGGAUCACAUCCUGGUAUCCUUGCUACUACAGCGCCGAUUCUUUCGCUUUCUACUACUGGUGCCUCAGGGGAUGAUGCCACGAAGCAAUCGACGUCUUUUCGAGACAGGAUCUUUGGGCGAUUGAAGAAAAGCCCUAGCUCCGAUCCCAAUCGUCUCAACCAAUCAACCAAUGUCGAUCUCGAUCAUCCUAUGUUGACUACACCCGUCCAGACAUCCACGAACGACCCAUGGCCAUCGCUGUCUCCCCUUCCCACCGAAGCGACUACUGAUUCGUCACGAGUAAUUCCUAGCGCAGAGGAAGAGGCUUCAGAUGCCAGGCCGUCAGUUCCAGCUGCUCCAUCGGGCCCGGCGGCACCUCGCAGAUCCGAUGGAGAUCCGAAGAAGAUGAUCAUUGGGAGCACUAAAGCCCUCCUCCGGACCGCGGCCACUGCUCUCAGGCUCGUCCCUAUCCCAAAUCUUGAUCAGAUCCCAAACGCCCUUUUGACAGGGAUUCAAAUCUAUGAGAAUGUUAGCGGCAACACCCAGGAUCUCAAACAGUUGUGCGAAGUGAUCCAGCAGGCGAGCAAGUCGGUGUUUGAGCCCCUCCAGACUUGGACUGGAAAGAUUCCUCCGGAGCUUGAAACCUUAGUGGAGGAAUUCCGCGUGGCAUUGAAAACACAAGUAGAAGACAUUAAAUUAGUUCAGGAAAAAAAUAUCGUCGAGAAGACCAUUCAAACGUCUGAUAUAACACAGCAAAUAACCAAUAUGAAGAACUGCCUAAAUGAUGCUAUCCGUCGAUUCGAGCUGAGAUCAUUGACUUUAAUUCUGCUUCGCACCGAGCACGCAUCGGUUCAAUCCGAGAUAUCGAGACUCAAGUGAGCCCCGGCCGAGCAUAUUUACGUAAAAAGCAAAUCAGAGUGCCUACCGGGCACACGACUCAAGAUUCAAGAAUCCAUACUCGAGCACCUGAAGAAACCUGAGAACCGAUUUGUUUGGCUACGGGGGUCCCCUGGGACAGGGAAGACCGCGAUCUCUAUGAGUAUCGCAUCCACUCUAGAGCAGCAGGGCGUACUGGCAGCGUCAUAUUUCUGGGACAAGAACCGGAGAGGAUCGGGCUUGGAUUCUAUUGAACAGUUUCCCUCUACCCUUGCCUGCCAACUUGCAUCCUUCAACGAGGACUUCAAAUUGUCGCUCGUCAGACAACU